This is a messenger RNA of Gastrolobium bilobum, 467 nucleotides long. RefSeq names its product WUSCHEL-related homeobox 13-like. The transcript has a single exon. The record is from RefSeq and is a predicted model, not a curated record. Lineage: Eukaryota; Viridiplantae; Streptophyta; Magnoliopsida; Fabales; Fabaceae. The annotation marks the transcript as partial. Gene Ontology annotation, molecular function: DNA-binding transcription factor activity; DNA binding.
UUCCCAAGCAGAAACGUAGUGGUGUAGUGGGAGAUAUAAGCAGUGACCCAUUGACCCACAAGAGGUGGACUCCAACGCUCAAGCAGCUUCAGAUUCUUGGGCGAAUAUUUGAGGAGGGGAAGGGGAAGGGAACUACAAACAAGGAAAAAAUCAAGGAGAUAACCGCUGAACUGAGCCAGUAUGGCCAAAUAUCCGAAAGAAAUGUUUAUAAUUGGUUUCAGAACAAGCGAGCUCGACGGAAAAGAAAACGGCAUAAUGUGACAGAGGGUAAGGGUAACACUGAAUCAGAAAUAAACAAUGAGGAAUAUCAGUCCCAACCAAGGGAUAAAAAAUUGUGCUUACAGAACCCUGAAGACUUGCAGUACUUGGAUUCAGAUUCUUACAUACCAUAUGCUUCCAUGUUCUGGUCAGAUGAUUUGUAUACAGUGUCUGUUUUUGAUGAUGUGCCAUCAAACACAAGUAUGUAA